This is a messenger RNA of Elaeis guineensis (African oil palm), 978 nucleotides long. Its product is annotated as heavy metal-associated isoprenylated plant protein 7. The record is from RefSeq and is a predicted model, not a curated record. Lineage: Eukaryota; Viridiplantae; Streptophyta; Magnoliopsida; Arecales; Arecaceae. Gene Ontology annotation, molecular function: metal ion binding.
CAUCUAUUGGAGAGAAAGAGGAAGACAAGAAGCCAAGAGUGAGAGAAGAGCCUUGGGCUCUCUUUUCCUUCUGGGAAAGAAAGCACUCUCUCUCUCUCUCUCUCUCUCUCUCUCUCUCUCUCUCUUCGUUUAUAGUUCCGAGAAACAGAACUGAAGGGGGAAAUUCUGCAGUUUUUGUAUCACACUAAAAAUGGGUGAAGAAGAGGAGAAAAAGGAACAAGAAGAGAAGAAGGAAGAGGGAACAGAGGAGAAGAAGGAAGAAGAGCCACCAGAGAUAGUGCUCAAAGUGGACAUGCACUGUGAGGGCUGUGCAAGAAAAGUUGGAAGGUCUCUGAGGCGAUUUGAAGGUGUUGAAGAUGUGAAGAUAGACAGCAGAUCCAGGACAGUGGUGGUGAAAGGAAAGGGAGCAGACCCAAUAAAAGUAUGUGACAGGAUUCAGAAGAAGACUGGCAAGAAGGUGGAACUAAUCUCUCCCCUUCCUAAGCCUCCCGAGGAGGAGAAGAAAGAGGAGCCCCCACAAGAGGAAAAGAAGGAAGAGCCAAAGGCAAUUACAGUCAUAUUGAAAGUCCGAAUGCAUUGCGAUGCAUGUGCACAAGUUUUACAGAGGCGGAUAAAAAAGAUUGAUGGUGUGGAGUCAGUGGUGACAGACCUACCAAAUGAUCAAGUCAUUGUUAAAGGCAUCAUAGACCCAGUAAAAUUGGUGGAGAAUGUGUAUAGACGAACCAGAAGGCAAGCUUCAAUAGUCCAAGCCGAGCAAAAGAAGGAAGAAGAGAAGAAAGAAGAGGAGAAGAAAGAAGAGGAGACGGAAGAGAAAGGUGAUGGUGAAAAGAAAGAAGAGAAAGAACAUGGAGAGGAUGACAACGAGUUUGAUGUUAAGAAAUAUGAAUAUUGGCCUUCUAGACACUUUGUUGAGAAUGCAUACCCACCUCAAACUUUCAGUGAUGAGAAUCCAAAUGCCUGCACCAUUAUGUAACCAAA